UGUUGCUUAGUCACUCAACAAAGAUGGCGACUACUGAAACCGCGAGGGAGAAGGCUUUGGCUAACUACAGAAAGAAGCUUUUAGAACACAGAGAACUUGAUGCACGGUUAAAAGAAAUGAGAGAACAACUCAAAGACUUAAGUAAGGAGUAUGACAAAUCUGAAAAUGACUUGAAAGCACUCCAGAGUGUUGGUCAGAUUGUUGGUGAAGUUCUUCGGCAGCUUACAGAAGAAAAGUUCAUUGUGAAAGCCACUAAUGGUCCUCGUUACGUUGUGGGAUGUAGAAGACAGGUGGAUAAAAAGAAACUCAAGCAAGGAACACGUGUGGCUCUUGACAUGACAACCCUGACCAUUAUGAGAUAUCUCCCUCGUGAAGUUGACCCCCUUGUAUACAACAUGUCUCAUGAAGAUCCUGGCAAUAUUUCUUAUUCUGAGGUCGGAGGACUCAGUGAGCAGAUCAGAGAACUGAGAGAGGUAAUAGAACUUCCCUUGACAAAUCCAGAACUGUUUCAGAGAGUUGGAAUCAGUCCACCAAAAGGCUGCCUUCUGUUUGGUCCUCCAGGAACUGGCAAGACAUUACUUGCUAGGGCUGUUGCUAGCCAGUUGGAUGCUAACUUUCUUAAGGUUGUGUCUAGUGCAAUUGUUGACAAGUACAUUGGCGAAAGUGCAAGACUUAUACGAGAGAUGUUUGGUUAUGCCAGAGAUCACGAGCCUUGCAUCAUCUUCAUGGAUGAAAUUGAUGCCAUUGGUGGUCGACGCUUCUCAGAGGGUACAUCUGCCGACAGAGAAAUUCAAAGAACACUCAUGGAGCUGCUUAAUCAAAUGGACGGCUUUGAUGCUCUAGGACAGGUGAAAAUCAUCAUGGCAACCAACCGCCCUGAUACUCUCGACCCAGCCCUCCUCAGGCCAGGUCGUCUGGAUCGGAAGAUAGAAAUCCCGCUUCCUAACGAGCAGGCUCGUAUGGACAUUCUAAAGAUUCAUUCAGCAAAGAUUACAAAGCAUGGAGAUAUCGAUUACGAGGCAGUAGUGAAGUUGUCUGACGGAUUCAACGGUGCCGACUUGCGGAACGUUUGCACUGAAGCAGGAAUGUUCGCCAUUCGUGCAGAAAGAGAUUACGUUAUCGAGGAGGACUUCAUGAAAGCUGCACGUAAAGUCUCCGAUAACAAGAAGCUGGAGUCGAAGUUGGAUUACAAACCAGUUUGAUAUGGACCUGAAAUUUCUGUUGCUAUUUUGUUAUAUCAUGUAAAACACUGUGUUUCCUUCAAUAAAUCUCAGAAAAGAAAAAUGAGA
Molecule: messenger RNA, 1289 nt
Organism: Orbicella faveolata
Lineage: Eukaryota; Metazoa; Cnidaria; Anthozoa; Scleractinia; Merulinidae
Product: 26S proteasome regulatory subunit 10B
Molecular function (GO): ATP hydrolysis activity; ATP binding
Source: RefSeq, a predicted model, not a curated record